Messenger RNA from Rhineura floridana, 2264 nucleotides. RefSeq names its product zinc finger protein 787-like. The record is from RefSeq and is a predicted model, not a curated record. Lineage: Eukaryota; Metazoa; Chordata; Lepidosauria; Squamata; Rhineuridae. The transcript has 4 exons. Gene Ontology annotation, molecular function: DNA-binding transcription factor activity; RNA polymerase II cis-regulatory region sequence-specific DNA binding. Gene Ontology annotation, biological process: regulation of transcription by RNA polymerase II. The coding region runs from base 824 to 1699 and encodes 291 amino acids.
UUUAUGAGACUUACUUCCAAGUUCAUGAUCCAGGAGUCUGCGAUGCAUAUCUCUUAUCCGGGGUGCAGUUAACUAAUUUUAAACCCUGGAUUUACAGGAGGAACCUCCUCUUUAGAUUACCUCACUUACUUCCAACUGUAGCGGUAAGCCAGCCCUGCUUUGUUUGAGGGCCCUCCUGCUCAUCCUGCAGAGUGGGGCCCUGGACUUCUGCCCGAAAUCCUACCAUUCCGGUUUCCUAUUGAUAUCUUCUGGAUGCUUUGACAAAGGCAAGAGUGCAAUUUUGCUUGCAGCGAGCCACACCGCUGCUGAUCAUGCCUUCCCUAAAGCGGAAAGAAACUCACCCACCUACUUUCCUGAUAGCAUCACGACUCUUUCGCCCUGAUCCUUAGGGUAUAGUAUCUUCCUUUCCAGGAAAGUGCGCUUACGAACAGGACAGCCGCCUUAACCAUAGAGCUCCCGAUACCUCCCUCUUCCUAGCGAUCACCAGGAAAUACAGCAGAGAGGAGGUGGAAUAGGGGGAUUAAAUGAAACUGGGACCUUCCUGUUCCCAGCAGCCCCCUGAGCGGAGCUAAGAGUUGAGCUGUAGUGCAACCGCUGCCGUGGCCGAUUCUCUUGCCUAGGAAACCCGGAGAGGUUACUUUACUUCCUUCAUCCUGGGAUCCCCACCUGUACAUCUGGUUGCAACAAGUCUCUUGAUGUUGUCCUCAUUUUCCCCCACUGAUGCUCUGGAUGGCUGGAUGCUUCAUACUGUGGCAGGCUUACAGCUCUCUCCUUCUCCCCAUAGCAGUAACAUACUGGCUUGAAGGGGGGAAAAUUCUUUGAGAUGGAGUGUGAAGACCCAGGUAGUGUGGAGAUCCAUGACUCAGAUGAUGGUGGGAUUGUAAGGAGAGUCUAUAUAGCUGACAAAGGCAAAGAUGAUCUGGAGCAUGAGACAAUGCAGCAUGGACAGGCCAACUGGAAGGCAAAUUCACAGCAGGAAGGAUCAGCAGUGGAACAGCAGGGGAGCCUGCUAGCCCCUGGCAGCUAUGGCGAGGGUGAAAUAGCAGUAGCCGCCACGGUAGUCUCACGUUCUACCAGGCAGCGCCCUUUCAUCUGCAACGAAUGUGGUAAGAGCUUCAGCCACUGGUCAAAGUUGCUGCGGCAUCAGCGCACGCAUACAGGCGAGCGCCCCAGCACCUGCACUGACUGUGGCAAGAGCUUCUCGCAGAACUCACACUUGGUGCAGCACCGGCGCACACACACUGGCGAGAAACCCUACGUUUGCCGGGACUGUGGCAAGAGCUUCAGUUGGAGCUCCAACCUCAUCCAGCACCAGCGCAUUCAUACAGGAGAGCGUCCUUACACAUGCGGGGACUGUGGGCGCAGCUUCACACAAAGCAAGAACCUGGCCAAGCACCGGCGAACACAUACGGGAGCCCGGCCAUUCCGCUGCCCUGAGUGUGGGCGGGGGUUUGCACACACUGCUGGCCUGGUCAAACACCAGCGCCUGCGCCAUGACACUGACUCCCCCAUUGGGCAUCCUUGCCCAGAAUGCGGGCAGCGCUUCCGUGCACCUUCAGAGGUGGAACGUCACCGUGUCGCUCACCACGGUGUCACCCCCUCAGAGCCGUUCAUCUGUGUGGAGUGCGGAGAGUGUUUCGCCAAGAGUACCACACUCAUCCGCCACAAGCGAGUACACAAGCCAAUCUUUGUGCGUUGAAGGUUUGAUCCCCUACAGGAUGGGAAUUCUAAUCAUAUGCCCAGGCUUGCAUAGGUUGGGGUCUAAGGUGACUCUUUGACUGCAACCUGGGUCUUGCUUGGCCAGAUCAAAGGCCCUGAGAGGCCAACGUGCAACAAUGAGGGAAAGGAGAUUGGGCUCAGAGAUUGGACUCCAGGCACUUGGCAGGAGAGAAACUGACUGGAGCCAAGAUCUUGGAUCUGUUUGUGGGGGGAAAUCAAAGCAGAGCACAACUCUCACCUGCCUUCUGAGAAUCUACAGGCCCUGGGCCCUGCUCCUGUACAUAAUGUGGGGGGGAUUCUUUAGUUAGAAGCCGUCAUAGGGAAUCUUCAAGGGGUGGGAGGGGGAAGAGAUCCAGUCAAAGUAAGUCUUCUUAGGACUUGGACAGAAGAAAGAAUUCAGAAGAGGAAGUACCUCUCAGCAGAACUGAUCUGCUUCAGGGAAAAGGCAUGGACAAUUGUGGCAGGGGAAGCAAGAGUACAGCAGAGGAGGUGGAAAAGAGAGGUUGAAAACAACCUUGUGAAAUAAAUUUUUCUGUAUCUCUUCA